Molecule: messenger RNA, 2235 nt
Organism: Abrus precatorius (Indian licorice)
Lineage: Eukaryota; Viridiplantae; Streptophyta; Magnoliopsida; Fabales; Fabaceae
Product: WPP domain-interacting tail-anchored protein 1-like
Exons: 5
Coding region: 184-1980 (598 amino acids)
Source: RefSeq, a predicted model, not a curated record
GCUGCGUUUCAUACUGUGGUGCAACUGUGCAAUGCGAGUGCAUGGUGUUGUGAUUAGGGCGCGACCGUCUCUAUCAUCGGAAUUAUGCAAUCCAAGGAUCCAAACUUUGCAUGAUUCUUCUUCGAAUUUCCCAUUUUGCAAUUGGUUCUAGAACAACAAGUGUUGAAGUGUUAGAUUGGAACAAUGGACACUCAGAGUGAUGAGGAUAGUGGCGAUGUUGAUGUUGGAGGCGUUUUAUUCAGUGGAGAAGCAAUUGAGGAUCUGGGUAAUGAAACCACCGCAAUGAUGAACAGGCUUGAAUUGAAUCUGGCAUGUUUUUCUGAGAAAGUUGCAAACUUGAGCAUUUUUGUUAUGCAUUUGGAGACUCUUGAGGUUGAAUUGGAGGCAUUGGUUUUGGAUGAGGAAGACAGCAACAACGUGGACAUGGAUUGUGUUGGAAAGUGUCUGGAGUUUGAUCUGUUAUGUGGGGUGUUGGGUUCUGUGGUCAGAGAAUUGGAUGGGUUCUUGGAAACCCUUCAUGCUGAUAUUGCUGAUGGUGGAGAGAGGGUGUCCUCUUGCAAUCUAUGGGAAGACAAGUUGUGUGGUUCUGAACAAUGUUUGAAGCAAUCUGAGGAGCAGUUUUUGGAGAUUAAGAAACAAUCUGCUAGUUUUCAGAGCACUUUGUCUUCUUAUAAGAGGGAAGAAAAUGGUAAUGUUGAAGAGGGUGAGAUCAUGAGAGAGGAUGAUCAAUCUUUAAAUGAAAACACAGUAAUAAACAUGCAAACAAUUGAGCAACAAAGAAAUAUUCUUAGGAUGCUAGAGAAAUCUUUGGCAAAUGAAAUGGAUCUUGAGAAGAAUUUCAAUGACUCAAGGCAAAUUGAAGAAAAGCUAAAACAAAGGAUGGCUUCUUUAGAACAAGAGCUAAUUCUCGUGGAGGAAGAAGCAAUUGAUGUUUGGGAAAAAUGGUUUGAGGCAGAUAAUGCACGUGAGAUACUGACAGGAAUUUCAAAAGACCUGUUGGGUAAACUCCAGAUUUCCCAGUUCAAUUUGAAUGGUUUAAGUCAGCGUGAAUGCCAGCUACUGAAUGUGAAGGCUUCCGCAGAUGAAUAUCAGAGACAGUAUAAUAUUUUGUGUUCUGAAAUGAGAGACAUGGAAAACCUUAUUGUUGAAUUGAAAGAAAAUGCAUCUAAUGCAGAAAAUCGGGCUAAUACUGCAGAGGCUCAGUGUCAAUUAUUGAGAGAGACUAAUGAUGAACUCAACAAGCAGCUGGUUCUUUUGAAAGAUGGUGGUGGCAAAUCUGAGAGGGUAGAGUCACUUGAGAGGCAGCUAAGGGAAUCUGACUUACAGCUGCAGCAUGCAGUAGCUUCUGCCGAAGCUAGUCAAGAGAAGCAAAGUAUGUUGUAUUCUGCAAUUAAAGACAUGGAGCAUGUGAUAAAAGAUCUUAAGUCAAAGGUUUCUAAAGCUGAGAGUCGGGCUGACAGUGCAGAGGAGAAGUGUAUCAUAUUAUCUGAAUCUAAUGCUGAUUUAAAUGAGGAGCUAAGCUUUUUGAGGAGUAGAUUGGAAUGCUUGGAGGGAUCAUUGCACCAAGUGGAGGAAGCAAAAGUGGCAACUGCAAAGGAUAUGGGGAAGCAGGCCAAAGUUUUCAAAAAUUUGCUAAUGCAGCUGGCUGUUGAGAGAGAGCGCCUUAAUAAGCAGUUGUCUUUCUUAGCAAGUGAGAACAAAAUCUUGGUAGUGAAGCUAAAACAGACAUAUAAGGAUCCUUCUCCAGCAGUCAGUGUGUCUUUGGCCACUGACCAUGAGGUGGACAAGAAAAAUUUAUCUGCAAAUGAUAAUGAAGUAAAUAUUGCAGAUUCUAUGCCAGAUGCUGGAACUAUGAGGAGAAUAGAUGCAGGUGUUCUUAAUGUUAGGCACAUAAUAUUAUCAGUGCUUGUCUUACUAGUUUCAGCUAUGGUUUAUCUGUAUUUCAAGGAUGUGGAUGUGGAUGUUGAUGUCAGUCCAUGAAUGUAUUGUAGAAAUUUAUGCUUUCUUUUACCCUUGUUUUUUUGGGAUCUAGGAUAGGAGGGGGAAUUGGGGAAAUGAGGUGUGGAGGGAUUGAACCCCCAACCUUUAACACCACAAUGAUGGGUGAGUAGGGAAGGUGCCACUAGGUUACAACUGUCAUUGACAUUGUAGGUUGUAAUGCAUGUCAUUGUGUAGUAAUCAAAUUUUGUUGUAACUGAGACUAUGAUUGUAGGAAAUAAUAAUAUUCGUUCCUUU